Messenger RNA from Quercus lobata, 1449 nucleotides. Its product is annotated as paired amphipathic helix protein Sin3-like 1. The coding region runs from base 53 to 391 and encodes 112 amino acids. Gene Ontology annotation, biological process: negative regulation of transcription by RNA polymerase II. The record is from RefSeq and is a predicted model, not a curated record. Lineage: Eukaryota; Viridiplantae; Streptophyta; Magnoliopsida; Fagales; Fagaceae. Gene Ontology annotation, molecular function: transcription corepressor activity. Gene Ontology annotation, cellular component: histone deacetylase complex; chromatin. The transcript has 3 exons.
UUCUUGGUCAGUGUUUUGAGAUUUGAGAAUUUCGUGGCGGAUUAGUUCGGAAAUGAAGAGACUAGAAGACGAUGGUGGCUCCUCACAAUCCAAGCAGCCGUCUUGUUCUUUGAGUGGAGACUCGAAAGUUUCUUUCUAUGAAGUGAAGGAAACGUUUCAAGACCAAAAAGAGAAAUAUGAAGAGUUUCUUAAGCUCAUGGAUGAUUUUGAAGCUCAAAGAACUGAUACUGUUGGCUUCAUUUCCAAAGUGAAAGAAUUAUUUGAAGGGCAUGCUAACUUGAUUUCUGGGUUUAACACCUUUUUGCGAAAGGGGUAUGGAAUAACCUUUGAGGAUGAUGAGGCUGCUCCACCAAAGAAACAGCCGUCUGGUUCUUCACCUGAAGACUUGUAAGUUUAUUUCUCCGUACUCUUUUCUCUUUUUUUGUUUUUACAGUUGUUCCUUUGUUCUGUUUGAUUUGCUAGAAAAUGUUUCGUGCGAGGGUAGAUUUUUUUCUUUUUUUAAAUUUUAAACGUCUCUAAUGUUUUUGCUUGGUGAUUUUUUAUAUGAUGGAAUUUUCUGAAUUUUUUUGAGGGAAAAGAAAUAUGGGUUAUAUUUCUGUUCUAUUGUUUGAAUUUGAAUCAUGCUCUUGGCUGGUUUUGUAAUGGGUUCUGCUUGUUGUAAUUGGAUUUUUAUUUUAGACAAGUUUUCAUGUGAGAAUUUUUUAAGUGGUUUGUGACAAAUGAAAUAUUAGAGCGUUUUAUUUUUGUGAUUAGUUUGUGUAGAAUUCAUCACCAACUUUAGUUUGGACGGUGAAACAUUUUUCAUGUGUUAUUUGUUUGCAUAUUAGGGACAAUAGCUUAGGCUAGGCGAAGAGAAGUUCAAGAAGCAAAUGUGUUGCCUUUGUUGACUUUUCUUUUACCAAGUUUUUCUACAUUUUCAACACGAAGGUUUGUAGGAGUUAAUGGCUUGUUUUUUUAAUAUAAAGGCCUUCUACGGAUUUUAUCCAGCAUCCAAAAAGAAGAGUGUAGUAGUCCAAUAAGUGUCGUUUCUACAAAGAGUAGUAUUUAACAAGUGUAAGGGAAAUAGCAAGAGAGAAAUAGUGAAAGUAGCAUGCGUAGCAAAGUGUGUGUACUGUAUUAAGCAUCAAUAAAACUUCUAUUUUAAUAAUAACUCAUUUGAGUAUUCUAUUUGAGUGUGGUGAGAUUUAUCACAAAGUAUUUGACAAGAUACUUUCUCUUUUAGUGUCAAAUUUAUUUUGACAAAGCUUCUGAAGUGGCAAUUCUCUACAGUUUGCCGUUGAAAUUGACCGAGUGUCAUGCUAUCAGCAGAAAGUAAUAAACUUUUGAGGGCACAUUUAUAGGUUGUGAUUUAUCAAACAACUUUGCUAUAGAGUCUGGGAUGAAUUGUGGUUGUACUAAUAUUUUGAACAUAUACAUAUACAUACAUACAUAUAUAUAUACAUAUAUAUA